CCUCCCUUUAGUUGCUGCAUGUUCCCGCAGUUGGACGGAGAGGUGCCUUACCCCCACAGCGUGUUCCUGCGCGGAGCUUUGACAGAAUUUUCCCACGCUACAGGCGGUUUCUCUCUCUUCCGGUGUUCGCUGUUAGAAGCCUUGACUUAGGAAUAACAGAUAGCAAAAACGAUGCUGACAGAGUACAAGAUGUUUGUCCUCGUGGGCGUGGUGAUGGGCGUGGCCAGUGUAGUCGCCAGUGGUUGCCUUGAGUGUCAGACAAACAGCUUCCCCGCCCACGACAGAGGAGUGUCAGCCUGGCCCUCCUCCGCCCGCAGAGACGGCGCCGUGACGCCCGUGCUCAACAAACUGCGCCGCGGAGGUUUCACGCCCAACAACCCCUUCAUUCUGCGUAAUAUCCAGCCCACACGCCCGCGGUUCAGUGAGAACGAUUUCCUCAUUGGAGACAUAGAUGACUACGAUGAGGAUGACCACAAGUUCCCGUGGCUGCCCGCUACGAGGCCCUCCUUCUACUCGAGCCACGCCAAGGAGCUGCCAGGCCUCGAGCACAUCCUCGAGGACAAGCUGAGCCCCGUCGGCCGCCAGCUGAAGGCGCGGCGCCCCGGCAAACAAGCCUCGGACAUGUUCUCGAGGAAGGCCGUGCUGGGCAACAAGCGCAAGAACAAGAUGAGGAAGCACCGCCAGCGCCUCGGCAAGGCCCUUGGUUCCUCCUUCGUCGGGAGUCAGCGCGUCCCUGGCUUCGUCCAGGUGAACAACCCUCCUCACAUCUCCGAGGACGACCUCCAGCGAGAGGACGGCGAAGGAAACGACCACCGGGUUAUGCCCGAAGAGCACGAGGACGACCAACUGACUGUGCCAGAGCUGUUCGCCGGCGCCAGGGCGUUCCCCAAGGACUUCGCUUCUGGGGCGCGCUUCGGCAGCAAGGACUUCCACCCCGACCCGGCCGCCAAGGCCUCCUUCCAGACGGAUCGUUUCCACGGCGAGAACGAGAGCGAGCGAGAGGGCUUCCGGCAGAGCGUCCUCAGCAAGACUCCCUUCGCCAAGGACUUCGGCAGCAACGGCUUCUUCGAGAGUGCGCCCCGCGAAGACUUCGACCACAAGCUGACGUUCCCGGAGCCUUUUGCCGACCUAGGGCCCUUCGGCGAGACCUACAAGGAGCGGGAGCCUUUCGCCGCGGGCGAGCACGACUUCGGGGCCCUGGGGAGCUACCGCCAGCCGGAUUUCCUGCAGGAGGGGGGAGGGGGCCUCGACUGGCUCCACUCCCCGCUGUCCGGCCUCAACCUGCCGGCGUCCAAGGACAUCAUUAGCGCCUUCGAGCACCCGAAGAUGACCACGGAAGCCCAGCGAGAGGCAUGUCACGCGAGGAACAUUCACACCUGCGGGAGGAAAGUGAUCACGGAGUUCACUUUCGAGCCUGACUUUCCAGAGAAGUGUAGGAUCAGAGAGGAGUUCCUGGACUGCAUGGAGCUGCAGCGCCAGCAGUCGUGCGAUGUGCCCGAGGGCGAGCACUUCAGCAGGGAAGGCACCAAGAUUAUACGAGACAAGAUCAAGACUCUCCUUUGGUCCGCCCGGGGCUGUAUUCUGGGCUUUUCUGCUUAAGACGUUCCUUGGGUUGAGGGAGAGGGAAGGGAGAAGGGAAGGGAGGGAGGGAGGAGGAGGAGGGAGGAAGGGGGAGAGGGGGAGAGGGGGAUGUCUUUGGUCCUGGUGAUGUAGGUGUGAUUUAUUUGUUUACAUUUAGGAUAGACUGUUCGAUUGGUGUUCUUCGUUUGUUUCUUUGCCUGGAUGUUUGUCUUUCUUUUUUUUUUCCUUUUCUUUCUUUACCUGUUUUCCAUUAACUGUUUCUCUUCCUCCUUCCUCCUCCUUCCUUCCGUUUUCUCUCCGUGUCUCCCUAUCUCGCGACCUCCUUCACUCUUUCCCUCCCGCCUUCACUCUCUCUCUCUUCCCUCCCUCCCUCCGUCUUCCCCUCCCUCCCUCCCUCCGUCUUCCCCUCUCUCCCUCCGUCUUCCCUUCCCUCCUCUCCCUCCGUCUUUCCUCCCCUUCCUCCCUCUAUUCUUCCCUCUCUUUCUCUCUCCCUUUCUUCCGAGCACACCCAGAACCCUGCAGACCCUUCUUGGCUCCGUCUCCGUGGCCUCUGAUGCACGGGAACCCAUCUCUGUUUUGCGAGACCUCUUCUUCCGCAGAUAACGUGUAGUGAAGCUCAAAAUAUAUGUAAGAUAUUGUAGCCAUUACUUCGAGAGUGAGUAGAAUCUUGACAUAGAUUUAUAUGGCUUGGUGUAGGGAGAGAGAUAGAAAAGCAAACACAUAUUUAUUUUUCUCAGAAGGACGUGUAUAUAAGCAGUUCACCUAAAGUGUCAAAUUAAAGAUAGGCAGUAUUCCUUUGAUAAAGAAAAAAUAUUUUUAUUUUUGGUAAGUCAUCGUGUUCAAAUUCAACAAUUUUUAUAGAGAAAUCAGUAUUAAAUUCUAUAAGACUUGCUGUCAUAUCAACAUUUCAUACUGUAUGAAUAGUGACGUGAUCAUACUUUUUAUAUCAGAAAUAUCAGGGUUUCAGGAUCUGAAAUAUCGUUGAUAAGGAGAGAAACUGCUGUUUGUAGUUCGUGUCAAAUGAAUGUAGAAUGCAGGACUGUAGCACAAACUUUCAUGGUAUUUGUAGAUGGUUUAUUAUUAUAGCCAAGAAUGAAAUUACUGUAUGUGCAAUAAAAUACUACAUUCUGUAUUAA
Messenger RNA from Penaeus monodon (black tiger shrimp), 2717 nucleotides. RefSeq lists its product as uncharacterized. Bases 172 to 1599 code for a protein of 475 amino acids. The transcript has 7 exons. The record is from RefSeq and is a predicted model, not a curated record. NCBI's taxonomy places the organism in Eukaryota, Metazoa, Arthropoda, Malacostraca, Decapoda, Penaeidae.